This is a messenger RNA of Glycine soja, 1867 nucleotides long. Its product is annotated as peptidyl-prolyl cis-trans isomerase CYP38, chloroplastic-like. Gene Ontology annotation, molecular function: peptidyl-prolyl cis-trans isomerase activity. The transcript has 7 exons. The record is from RefSeq and is a predicted model, not a curated record. Gene Ontology annotation, biological process: protein peptidyl-prolyl isomerization. Lineage: Eukaryota; Viridiplantae; Streptophyta; Magnoliopsida; Fabales; Fabaceae. Bases 178 to 1515 code for a protein of 445 amino acids.
UGAUGGAUUUCCCUCGAUGGUAACCCCAGUUUGCAACCAUAACUUACAAAACACAAACCUCAAAAGUUUGCCCAAAACCUUAUCUGACUUAACUUCCACACUGUCUGUCUCUUUCUCUCCAUCUUUGUGUCACAUGAAAUUUGUUCUCUGAAUUUUUAUUUUUUUGACAUCAUUUCAAUGGCAGCCAUCAUCCCCUGCCACUACUGUGCUUCCCUCAGUCCUAGAUGGUUCACUUCCAACAACACACAUUCUAGGCGUUUAUCCUACCCACUUCGAGGACUCCGAGGUUUGAAUGCUCGUUGCUCUUACCAACCACCCCAUCAUUCUGAAUCUCCGAACAACCAUAAUGGGAGGUCAUUUUCCUUGAAGCAGUGUGCAAUAUCUAUUGCACUGGCGGUUGGGUUAAUAACAGGAGUUCCUACAUUGGAGGGUCCCACCAUUGCCCAAGCAGCUACUCCUGCAUUGUCUGAUCUGUCUGUUUUGAUUUCUGGACCUCCAAUUAAGGAUCCUGGGGCAUUGUUGAGAUAUGCUCUUCCUAUUGACAAUAAGGCCAUUAGAGAAGUGCAAAAACCACUUGAAGAUAUCACAGAGAGUCUCAAGAUUGCUGGAGUCAAGGCACUUGACUCUGUGGAAAGAAAUGUGAGGCAGGCGUCUCGAGCUCUGAAGCAAGGGAAGACUUUAAUUGUAUCUGGUUUAGCUGAAUCAAAGAAAGAACAUGGAGUUGAACUGCUUAACAAGCUGGAAGCUGGUAUAGAUGAGCUUGAACUGAUAGUACAGGAUAGGAAUCGAGAUGCAGUUGCACCAAAACAGAAAGAGCUUCUUCAAUAUGUUGGAGGUGUUGAAGAAGACAUGGUUGAUGGCUUCCCAUUUGAAGUACCUGAGGAAUACCAAAAUAUGCCUUUAUUGAAGGGGAGAGCAGCAGUGGAUAUGAAGGUCAAGGUUAAAGACAAUCCAAACCUGGAUGAAUGUGUUUUCCACAUCGUUCUUGAUGGUUAUAAUGCCCCUGUAACUGCUGGAAAUUUUGUUGAUUUGGUAGAAAGGCACUUCUAUGAUGGCAUGGAAAUCCAAAGAGCGGAUGGGUUUGUUGUCCAAACUGGUGAUCCUGAAGGACCUGCUGAGGGUUUUAUUGAUCCAAGUACAGAGAAAAUCAGGACAAUACCAUUAGAAAUUACGGUGAAUGGAGAAAAGGCACCUGUUUAUGGAUCAACUUUAGAGGAGCUUGGUCUAUACAAGGCUCAAACAAAGCUUCCCUUUAAUGCUUUCGGUACAAUGGCAAUGGCAAGAGAUGAAUUUGAGGACAACUCUGCCUCCAGCCAGAUAUUUUGGCUAUUGAAAGAAAGUGAGCUAACUCCCAGUAAUGCCAAUAUAUUGGAUGGUCGAUAUGCAGUCUUUGGCUAUGUAACAGAAAAUGAGGAUUACUUGGCAGACCUCAAAGUUGGUGAUGUCAUAGAAUCCAUUAAAGUAGUUUCUGGGCUGGAUAAUUUGGUAAAUCCAACCUACAAAAUUGCUGGCUAGUUCUGUGUUUUUGCUAUCAAAUACCGCAUGAGUGUUUAUUGGCACUUGCUUCAAGGCUAUUCAGGAAUGCUGGCUAUUACAUUGCAAAGUUCACUCCCCCUAGUUUGUUUCCAUUGCUAUUGGAAAAGCCAUUAUUCAUUUUACUAGAACCUAGCAUUCAGUUAAACAGCUUGAGAUUUUAUUCUGUUUUAAGACUAUUCACCACCCCGGCUUGUAACUUUCAUUCUACCAAUUCAUGAAUAAAAUUAUGAUUGUUCAGUGAGGAAAUUGUAGGUCAUACUCAUACAGUUUCUGACAUUCAUGUACUGGAGUUAUUCUUAUCUGAAGAGAGAAUUAUUUUAAUUUUGCCUUA